This is a messenger RNA of Entrophospora candida, 3423 nucleotides long. Lineage: Eukaryota; Fungi; Glomeromycota; Glomeromycetes; Entrophosporales; Entrophosporaceae. The record is from the annotation of a GenBank genome assembly.
UUAUUAAAAUCAAUAUCUGAAUCUAUUGAACUAGUUAUUUGGAAUGAAUUGAAAAAUUGUAAAGCAUUUGGAGUUAUGGUUGAUGAAAGUACUGAUAUUUCCACAAAUUCACAUUUUAUUAUAUAUGUUAAGUAUUGCUAUAAGGGGAUUAUUAAAGUAUGCUAUCUUAAGCUUUUGCAAGUGGAAGAAUCAAAUGCUAUAACACUCUAUAAUGUUAUAAUCAAUCUUUUUGAUAAAAAUGAUGGAGCAAGUGUAAUGAUGGGAAAAAAUACAGGUGUAGCUACAAGAAUUGCACAAAUCAAUCCUUUUCUUUAUAUUACACAUUGCAUUGCUCAUAUAUUAUCAUUGGCAUGUGGGGAUGCUCAAGAACAAGUUGAAUUCUGUAAAAGUGUUAAAAUCUGCCAUGAAGAAGAAACAAAUAAAAAUAUUCAAGCGCCUUUAAAACUAAACUUGAGUAGAAUAGCACCUUCUGGCGACGUUCAGUUAUCUGAUGAACAGAAUCAAAUCCUUAACUUAGCUGUUAACAGUCAUAAUAGUAUUUUUUAUACCGGUUCUGCAGCAACCGAAACGGAAUUGCACAGAAAAAUCAUCAAGUUUAAAAGUUUAGUUGAUAGAUGGAGAAGAAUAAAAGUUCUUGUUGUUGACGAAGAAAAUAAUAAUUCAUAUGAGAAAAAUGAAAAUCCAAAUGGCUCAAAUACAAGAAUAAUUCCAACUACUUUUCUAGAUCUACUUAAUAAUACUCUUGAUGAUGCUGAUUUAGUUCAUUUGUUAGCUGAAGCUUCCAUAAAAGUAACCCCUGAAUUUACUGCUGCAACUUUGUCUGAUGAGGACGAAGAAGAGGAUACAAUAUUUAUACAUGAUGAUACUUUUGGCAACGAUAACGAUGAUUUAUCAGAUGAUGAGACAAAUCAACUUGCCGAUGAAAAUUUUGGACGAUUAUUAUCUCAAGCACAAGCAAUUGGAAGUGACCUUACUACUGGAACUGUAGCUCCACAUUUAUGGCAAAAUUUGGAACAAGAAUGGAGUGAAUUUAAUCAAGAUUUAAGACUUACCAGUGGAAUUGGUCCUCGAAAUCAUGCACUCCCACCAACUUUACGUGCUAAAGUAGGAGAAGCUAACCUGCAUUAUGUCAAUAGAGACUAUCCAAAAGCUAUUGAGGUGCUUCAAGAGGUAAUAAAAAUUGAUCCAAACAUUCAUUCUGCUUGGUUUACACUUGGAACAAUACAAGAUGAAAUUGGAUGUCCGGAAAAGGCCUUACAAUUGUAUUUGGUUGCUGCCCAUUUAACACCUCAUGAUGGUGCAUUAUGGAAAAGAUUAGGUUCACUAAGCAAAGAUCACAGUGCUGUACAUCAAGCUAUUUAUUGUUUCUCUAAAGCCAUAAGAUGUGAUCCUAAUGAUGCAAUUGAUGGUUUUACUGGAUUAUUAGAAAAAGUGCCACAUGAUAUGAAUAUAUUAAGAGAAAUAUCAAAAAUACAUGUACAAACAAGCGAAGUUCCUAAAGCCAUUGAGCUUUAUCUUGAUGCAUAUUCAUAUUAUCGAAAUCGUCCUUUUUACGAAGAUGCUGAAGCAGAAGGCAGUUUUGGAUAUUCAGAAAUUAAUAUUAUGGCAGAACUUUAUAUGCUCAUAAAUGAUUUUGGUGGUGCAAUAGAGUUCAUCAAAUGUGGAGUCAGAUGGCUUCAAGGAAGAGAGGAUGAGACAUGGUGGAACAAUGUCAGCGAUGAUCGAGAGUAUGAUGAAGACGAAAAUGCUAAUCGGAAAGAUAAUUCUUUUAUUUUAGCUGGUGCUAGACGUCAAGGAGUUUUUAGUAGUGGUGGUUCAAAUGCACCAUUACCAUUGGAAUUAAGAAUAAAAUUAGGCAUAAGUAGAAUCUGUAUGGAUGAAUUAGAAGAAGGAAAAUUAUAUGAUGUUAAACAAUACAUUGAUUUAUAUUAUGAGGUGGCUGAAACUUAUGCUGAAAAAGGGUUAUUUGAAGAUGCAUUGACAACAUACGAAGCUAUAUUGCUUAAUUCAGAGGUAAUUGAUUUGGGACUAUGUCACAGAGAAUUAGGGAAUUUUGAAAAUGCUGCAGAAUAUUUUACUGCUGUUGUUGAAGAUUCACCAGAUAAUUUAGAUGCUAAAAUGUCACUUGCAGAGACUUAUGAAUUUUUAGGAGAAAAUGAAAAGGCAUUAGAAUUGGUAAAUACAGUCCUUGAAGCCCGUAAAUUUCAACGACAAGUAGCUGAAUCCAUGCCAGUAAGGGAUCCCGUUGUAAUAUCAUUAUCAUUAGAUUUAUUGUAUCCAUGUUCAGUUAAUGGUGAUAAAGAAGCAUCUAAAGAAUAUCUUGAAACAGCAAGAGGUUUAAUUGAAGAUUGGCAAAAUAAUAGAGCAUUUUAUCCUCCAAGAAACAAGAUGGUUCCAUUUAGAGGAUAUGAUCGACGUAAAAGUUGGAGGAAAAAACUUUAUUAUGAAGAAAUUAAAGAAUUAAAAGAAGGAUAUGAUGCAGAUAUAGAAGAACAGGCAACCACAAUGGCAAAGAGGCUGCAGUGGAAUAUAGAUGGACAGUUAGGUGAACUUGAAGCUGAAAUACAUAAGAAAAUGACAGAAUUUCAAGGAAUAACGUUUGAAAAAUGGUUUGAAUUUUUUAUUCAGUUUAUAAUUACAGCAACAAAAAAUGGGCAUGAGUCAGAAGCAUAUGAUGUUGUUAUGUUAGUAUCAAAGGCAAAUAUUUUUUACCAUAAUGAACGACACAAGACUACAUUCAAGGUGUUGUCACUAGCUUGGGGACUUUAUACAUCAAAUUAUAUAGUGGUUUGUGAAAGUGCAAGAUGGUUAUCGGCAAAUUCACAAAAAUAUUUUUUAAGACAAAUAAAAGCAAUGGAUUCAGGCAUUUCUGACAGUUCUCCAACGAAACCUGAUGCUGGUUUGUUGACACUUUAUGGACAUAUUUUGGGAUGUUCAAGAAGUUAUAAUGGUGCUCUUGGGUAUUAUGCUCGAGCAGCACUUGUCAAACCAAAAGAUCCUCUUGUGUGUUUUUCUAUGGGUCUUGCAUAUUUACAUCGUGCUAUGCAAAGAAAAACAAGUAAUCGACAUUUACAAAUUUUACAAGGAUUCAAUUUUUUAUAUGAAUAUUAUGAAUUAAAAGGCAAAAAUCAAGAAGCUGAAUAUAAUUUAGGGCAUGCAUUUCAUCAAUUAGGAUUAACGCAUUUAGCUAUACCGCAUUAUGAAAAAGCACUUAAAUUACCAUCAGUAAAUCAAAUUUUGAAACAAAAAAUUGAUAAAAAAAAACAAUUAGAAACUGACGAAAAUGAUGAAGUUGAAAAUUUCGAAGAAAAUGAUCCUACAGAUAUUAGAAAAGAAGCUGCCUAUAAUUUAUAUUUAAUUUAUAUGGAAACAGGAUCUCCAGCUUUAGCUCAAAUGUUAUUAAAAAAAUAUUGUGCAAUAUGA